Messenger RNA from Symbiodinium natans, 1965 nucleotides. NCBI's taxonomy places the organism in Eukaryota, Dinophyceae, Suessiales, Symbiodiniaceae. The record is from the annotation of a GenBank genome assembly.
AUGGGAUUGGGACAUGGCAAGCCAUCGUCAGACGUGUCCACAUCUGCUGGUGCAAAGCGUCUUUCGCACAUAGCCCAACCUGCAUCGUUUGAGCACGUGAAGGAGUGGCUGCACUAUGCAUUCGGGCACGGUAUUUUUGCGGGGGCACGAGCAGAUCGAAUGCUCCCAGUGCGGAUCCUGACCCCGGCUGGCGAGGUGGCUCUCGAGCAACAGCUGCCCGGAAGCCGAACGGUUAGGUCUGUGCUGCAGACACUUUCUGGAGGAAGGAACGGCAGACUGAUGUUGCUGCACGGCACAAAGGUUGUCCACCACAGCACGAGGCUAUCAGAACUGAACCUGACUGAGGAGGAUUCUUUGUGCCUUGUCCGAAACCCACCUGGCCGCUACACUCCAUGGUCUGACGAUGGGAACAGGCCGAACACGCAGCACCACGUGGUUAAGUGUGUUCUCAUGGGUGGGGGAGCGGUUGGCAAGACUUCCUGGACACGAGCGAUCAGCCGUGAAAGCUUUACCCAGAGCUACAGGCCAACAAUUGGCGCGGAUUUCAAGAUGUUGCGCCUGCAGUCAGAAGAUGGAACUAAGCUCAAGAUACAACUCUGGGACACCGGUCGGGAGCCACGUUUAUGUUACAAUUACACGGCAGCCAUGAGAGCAUUUUGUAGGGGAGCGGCCGGACUGAUGCUGUUCUUCUCGCUUCGCUUUCGGGAAACCCUGAACGAGGUCUUGCGCAAGUUUGAAGAAACAGAGGCAGUUCAGGCCGAGUGUUGCCGACGAGUUUGUCUGGUGGCCACGCAUUCAGACAUUGCGAAUCCAGAGGUUACUGAAGAGGAGGCCGAGCAGCUCGCAAGGCACAGAGGCUGGCCUUUUUUUGCAGUGUCGAGCAAGAAUCAAGUUGGCAUUGACGAGCCUCUCUUCGCGUGGCUGGACCUGCAGGCCCUUGCACAGCCGGCGCGAUUGGUGCUUUUGAUUUCUGGUGAAGGUAGCAUGUUGGGUGACGUGUUGCCUGCCGACAAGCAUGAGCCCAUUCUCGUCCACGAGGGUGACAAGGCCGAAGCUUUGGCCAUCCAGUUCUGCAAAGACCACGAACUACAAGAUGAGAUGGUGCCGCCUCUGACUGCCCACAUCCUGGAGAAUUUAGAGCGCCUGGGUUUGCCGACUGCCAAAGCAGCAGUCCCCCUGCGGCGCCCGGCAAAGGCUGCAGCCUUGACGCCGCGCAGCGACGGGGCAACGCCGAAGCAGCGGCCCAGCACACCAGGAGGCACGCCUCGGCUGCUCAUCAACGGCACCCCACGGGACGGCAACCGCACGCCACGCCAAGGCAGCGCGCCAAGCGGCACCAACCCAAGAUUCCUACAGCUUUUCCAGGACUCUGUUCAAAAGAAGUUCCGUCUGUACCGGCUGAAACAGCAGGUUGAACGAGAUCAGGAGCAGAGGCUACAGGGCAGCUCACAGGUGGCGCCGGGCACGACCCGCUAUGCUGCCUGGCAGCGGCGAGGGGACACUGCGGCCCUUGGUGAGAGGCUGUACAACGACGCCGCAAAGCGGGCUCUGAAGAUGCGACAUCUGCAGGAGAUGCAGGAGGAAGAGCGGAGGCUGCAAGAGCAACAGGAAGCCACGUUCCGGCCUGCGAUCGAGGCUUCGCAGCGCAGAUGUCAGGGGACAUCUAGGUCUCUUCAAGAUCCAGAAGGUCUGAAGAAGAGGAUGAAGAUGGAGAGGCUGCGCAACAUGCAGGAAAAGGCGGAGCUGGAUGGCUGCACCUUCAAGCCGGAGAUCGACCAGAAGUCGGAGGAGCUCAUCAGCCAGCGCCUGGCGCGGCUGAAGAUCACCUCGACUCUGUACGACUCCCUCUACGAGGAUGCCAUCCGCAGACGCGAGCGGCAUCUGGAAUCCCUGCGAGCCGCGGACUUGAAAGGGAGGGCUUCUUUAAGGGAUGACAAAAGGAUCGCAGAGUCCUUGUCAUCGUAG